This is a messenger RNA of Scophthalmus maximus (turbot), 2162 nucleotides long. RefSeq names its product ring finger protein 115a (gene rnf115a). Gene Ontology annotation, biological process: positive regulation of DNA-templated transcription; ubiquitin-dependent protein catabolic process; protein ubiquitination. Gene Ontology annotation, cellular component: nucleoplasm; cytoplasm. Lineage: Eukaryota; Metazoa; Chordata; Actinopteri; Pleuronectiformes; Scophthalmidae. Gene Ontology annotation, molecular function: ubiquitin protein ligase activity. The transcript has 9 exons. The record is from RefSeq and is a predicted model, not a curated record. The coding region runs from base 44 to 1066 and encodes 340 amino acids.
UUCCGCGUUGCCUCUCUCCGCUCGGGUUUCCCCGGCGCGGUGCAUGCCGGGCUGGGGGCGGACAGCUGUCGUCGUCUUGUGGAGGACCGACGUCAGUGUUUGUGCUGCUCUGGGGAAGAUGGCGGAGGCUGCGGCUGUUCCCCCGCAUCGAUUUUUCUGCCACUGUUGUAAAGGAGAAGUAAACCCCAAACUGCCGGAGUACAUCUGUCCAAGAUGUGAUUCAGGGUUCAUAGAGGAAGUAACAGAAGACUCCAGUCUCCUAGAGGGUGGCGCAAACGGGAUAGAUGACACAGCCACACAGUUUGCAGAGCUAUGGCACCUGCUGUUACUGGAGCGGCCAUUUACCACAGACAAUGACACCCUUGACUCAGAACCUCGGCUCCCUGGAGGACGCCUGGGGGGUCUCAGUGACCUGGGGGGACUGGGAGGGGGACCAAUCGGCGGGUCAGUCCCAGCAGGCCUAGGGGGACCUAUGGGGGGUCUACUAGGAGCUGGGGAACACUGGGGACCAGGACGCCCCCCUCGCCUGCACAGCCAGAGAAGAUACCGGUCUAGGGGCAGCAGCAGGCCAGACCGCUCGCCCGCUGUGGAAGGGAUUGUGCAACAGUUUCUUGCCGGCCUCUUCGCCAACUCUGGCGUCUCUGGCUCACCUCCGCUCUCAUGGACAGGGAUGCUGCACUCUAACCCAGGGGAUUACGCCUGGGGACAGGGAGGGUUAGACGCCGUGAUAACACAAUUACUAGGUCAGCUGGAAAACACAGGACCUCCUCCAGCAGAGAAAGAGAAGAUCUCUUCUCUCCCAACUGUCAAUAUAUCUCAGGAACAAGCAGACUGCUGUAUGGAAUGUCCAGUGUGCAAAGAGGACUUCACCGUUGGAGAGCCAGUCAGACAGUUACCCUGUAACCACUUCUUUCAUUCAGACUGUAUAGUGCCAUGGCUGGAAAUGCAUGACACAUGUCCAGUGUGUAGGAAGAGUUUGAACGGAGAAGACAGCAGCAGCCAGCCCCCGUCAGAGCCCCCCUCCCUCUCCAUGGACCCUCGCACACAGGAGAGAUGGUCCUUCUGAGACACCCGCUGGUUCCAUCCCUCGGUUCUCCCCGCCUACACUCACCAACGCACCGGGAAGACUUCCCUCUCUUCAUCUCUAUGGCAGUCAUCAUCAUCUUUGUCUAAACAUUCUUUUUGUAUUUUUUAUUUUCUAUUUCAACGCCUUUCUCCUCGACCAUGUAAACACAUACUGGAACAGACGUCUUAACAGUCAGUUGAGGUCUGCCACAUUUCUCUCUUUUUUUUUGCCUAAUACAAACCAGCCUAGAUUGAUCAUGAUCAAGUCCAUCUCCUUUUAUAUCUUUCUUGAAAUGCACUGCUGCAAUACACUCUUGUGGGGGAAAUGCUAGACUUUAUAUCAUGUACCAAUCCCUCUCUACUCACCUGAUGAUUCGCUGAAACCUGCAACUGAGCCCUGUAUGACAUAUGGGAAUACAGUACGGUUUUUAUUUUCCCCACUCUUGGCAUCUACAGAGCCUGGGCCCAAUAACAUGCACACCCACAGCCCUGCAAUAAAUGUGAAGUUUAUAAAUGGUAUAAUUUGGGGUGAGAUAGUUUAAGGAAGGUGCUGAUUGACCUGUGGUUGUUUAAUAUGCUAGUGUUUUAUUGGAUUGCAUUGUCAGGGUGUUUAUGUUAUAAUGCCCAUCCUCUGUAGUGCUGCUAAUUAAUAAAGAACAAUAAUAGGAAUGUUGAGUUGCUGCUGUUUAAUGGCAACAAAUGUAACCUUCGACAUCAAGUGAGAGCAGUGGGAUUCCUCACACCUCCUGGGAUUCUUCUACAUCUGAAAACAAAAAAAACUAAGGGAAUAAAAUUUAAAAAACCUACAGAGCUCAACCCAUUAUCUAAUGCUUUAGAUUUCAACAUACUCCUCCUGGUGUAUAUAUAAAAAACAGAUCCUUAGUCAUUUUAUCCCUUUUGUUUAAGAUUGUCUUUUGUUUCACAUUUUUAUCACUUUUUUUUUGAUGUAAAUAAUUUUAGUCCAACUACUUAUGGUUUGCAAAAGGAAAUAAAAACAUUGAGAAUGGAGACAAAUGUGAAAUACCUGGUUAUUGAAACUGUAUAUUAUAUAUAUGAAAAAAAUGUCUAUGAGGUAUUAAUAAAUGACAAAAAACUGA